CCGGGAGGCGGGAGGGUGACCCCGCUGCCCGGGGAGCCGCGCCCUGCGCCCGCCCCCGCUUCCCCCGGGAACGGGCCGGGCGCUCCUCCGGUAGGGACGGGACAGCGCUACCGCCCCGGGGCGGGGGCGGCUCCCGGCCGGCGGGGGCGGGCGGGCCGGGCCCGACGGGGACGGCGCCCGCGGGGUGGGCGCGGUGGGGCGGCCGCGCCCUCCCGCCUCCCCAUUGUCUGGCGGAGGCGCUGCCCUCGCGGCCGGGGGUCAUCGCCCGUCGGGGGCGUCGGGCUGCCGGAGGCAGAGCCGUGGCAUCCCUUGGAAGCGGACUGUGCGUGCCCCCGACCCGCCCCGCAGCGGGGUCAAACCCCUUCGAGGACGAGCUCCUCUCCCCUUUCUUCCUUCCUCCACCCCGCGCCGGGAGCCUGCACGGGGCUUUGCUCGCCUCAGGGCGGAGGAAAAUCCGUCUGACUCGUCAGUCAGAAAGGAGAAUCAAGAAGUUCAAUCCCGGUGCGCCCGGAGGAGCCGGCGAGUUCCUGCCCGCUGUCACCGCUGGCGUUCAGGAGGACGGACGGACUGACAGACUGACGGCAGGCAGCGAGCCAUGAAGUUCUGGCUCCAGAGUUGUCUUGCAUCCCGUGGCGUUGCGGUGCGGGGGCGAGCAUGAAGGAGCAGUACAGUGUAUGUGCAGGCAAAGUUGGGGAAGAUGUCUGGUUUACUCCUCUGGGGGUGCCUGGGUUUUGGGGUGCGUUCUGAUGCUCAGCUCUCCCUUAUACCAGGAUGUGCAGCACUGGAAACCAACAGCAACUUCAAUAAACCACGUAAUGGAGGCAGUUCUGGAUCUCUGAAAGGGCUCAGAGUAUCUACAGUAGUGAAUGUUAUCUGGUGGUGGAUGUGGACUUUAAAACAGUGUGUCUCAACAUCUCAUCCUCAACUAUUUUUAAUCUGAUUGCACUACGAAAGAAAAGCUGCUAAUGGGAUAAAUGUUGAGACUUUCCAAGAACUGACUUGAAGUACCGAAAGCCAUUAUCAUUAUUAUUAUUAUUUUAUUAUUACUAUUAAUAAUCAAGAAGAGCUUGAAGCUAAGUCUAUAUCUGACCAGUCGUUACCAUUUUGACAGUAACAGUCAUGGCAAGUAAACGAAAGUCAACAACACCCUGCAUGGUCUUAGCCAAUGAGCAGGAUCCAGAUCUAGAAAUGGUGUCAGACUUGGAGGAAGGACCACCUGUGCUCACACCAGCAGAUAACCCUACAGCAGAGGGUGUAACAAGUGAUGAGGAUGUUCAUGAGUAUGUGGAUUCAGACAAUAAGAAAAACACAAAUAAAGUAGAAGGUGGUUAUGAGUGUAAAUACUGUACUUUUCAGACUCCAGAUCUCAAUAUGUUUACCUUUCAUGUGGAUUCAGAACACCCCAACGUAGUAUUAAAUUCAUCCUACGUUUGUUUAGAAUGUAAUUUCCUUACCAAAAGAUAUGAUGCCCUCUCAGAACAUAAUUUGAAGCACCACCCUGGAGAGGAGAAUUUUAAAUUGACUAUGGUGAAACGUAAUAACCAGACAAUCUUUGAACAGACAGUAAAUGAUCUCACUUUUGAUGGGAGUUUUGUUAGAGAAGAAAAUGCUGGACAGGCUGACUCUUCUGAGGUCCCCUCGUCAGGGAUCUCCAUUAGCAAAACUCCUAUCAUGAAAAUGAUGAAAAGCAAACCCGAGGCUAAACGUAUUGCUGUUUUCCACAAUGUAGUUGAUGACAUUCCUGGUGAAGAAAAGGGAACUGAAAAUGAGCCAAACUCUGAAGAAGUAGUAGAAAACCCCCCACCGUCAGUUUCUGAAUCAAAACCAAGCCAUUCAGUUGUGUGCAGUGCAGCAGAUGUGGCAGUAGUGACCCCGGCACCAGUGCUUCAGCCUGGGGUGGCACAGGUUAUAACAGCUGUUACAGCUCCACAGAACUCAAACCUGAUUCCAAAAGUCCUAAUACCUGUAAAUAGCAUUCCAGCCUAUAACAGUGCUUUGGAUAACAACCCUCUUUUGCUUAACACCUACAACAAAUUCCCGUAUCCAACCAUGUCAGAAAUCACUGUUCUUUCCUCUCAAGCGAAGUACACGGAAGAGCAGAUUAAAAUAUGGUUUUCUGCUCAGCGUCUGAAACACGGAGUGAGUUGGACGCCAGAGGAGGUGGAGGAAGCAAGGAGGAAACAAUUUAAUGGCACAGUGCAUACAGUGCCACAGACCAUUACCGUUAUUCCAGCACACAUUUCGGCCGCUAGCAAUGGUUUACCUUCAAUUUUACAGACAUGCCAAAUAGUUGGUCAGCCAGGACUUGUUCUCACUCAAGUUGCAGGUACAAAUACGUUACCAGUAACAGCCCCAAUAGCUUUGACUGUAGCAGGAGUCCCAAACCAAACACAGUUACAGAAGAGUCAGAUUCACAGUGCUCAGCCUAUUGCAGAAACCAAACAAGUAGCUGCCAUUCCAACCCCUCAGCCUAUCAAAAAUGAAUCCACGCUGAUAAAUCCUGACUCUUUUGGCAUCCGAGCAAAAAAAACUAAGGAACAACUGGCAGAAUUGAAAGUCAGCUACCUUAAAAACCAGUUUCCUCAAGACUCAGAAAUUGUUAGACUUAUGAAAAUAACAGGCCUCACUAAAGGAGAGAUCAAAAAGUGGUUCAGUGAUACACGCUACAAUCAGAGAAACUCAAAGAAUAAUCAUGGGAUUCAUCUUAACAGUGAUUCAUGUGCCACCAUUGUUAUUGAUUCAAGUGAUGAAAUGAAUGAAUCUCCAACAGGAGUCACUCCGCAGAGCAAACCAUCUUGGGGUACUUUUCCUGAUUUCACCCCACAGAAAUUCAAAGAGAAGACUUCUGAACAGCUGCAAGUCCUCCAAGCAAGUUUUCUUAAUAACCCUGUCCUUACUGAAGAAGAGAUGAAUAGAUUAAGAGCCCAAACAAAACUGACCAGGAGAGAGAUUGAUGCCUGGUUUACAGAAAAAAGGAAAUCAAAUGUCUUGAAGGAAGAGGGAGCUGACAUAAAUGAAAGCAAUGCUGGCAGUUCAAAAGAGGAGUCUGGAGAAACAUCUGUGGGAGAUGGAGCAACAGGAACAAAAUCAGGGUGUUCUACUUCAAGCAAAAUAGGCAAAAAAUCACCAGAGCAGUUGCACAUGCUCAAAAGUUCCUUUGUCCGUACUCAGUGGCCAUCUCCACAAGAAUACAACAAGCUGGCAGAAGAAACUGGGCUUCCAAGAUCAGAAAUUGUGAGCUGGUUUGGAGAUACUCGCUAUGCCUGGAAAAACGGUGGAUUGAAAUGGUAUUACUAUUACCAGAGUGCCAGUGCAAACAGUCUGAAUGGCCAAGGCUUUGCAAGGAAGAGAGGGAGAGGAAGACCAAAAGGGAGGGGGAGAGGGAGGCCUCGGGGGAGGCCUCGGGGAAGCAAGAGGUUAAAUUGCUGGGACAGAGGUGUAUCUGUCAUAAAAUUUAAAACUGGAACAGCAAUCCUGAAGGACUAUUAUAUGAAGCACAAAUUCCUUAAUGAGCAAGACCUUGAUGAACUGGUAGCCAAAUCUCACAUGGGAUAUGAGCAGGUCAGAGAAUGGUUUGCAGAAAGGCAGAGAAGAUUAGAACUUGGAAUAGAGCUGUUUGAUGAGAAUGAGGAGGAAGAUGAAAUGCUGGAUGAUCAGGAGGAUGAGGAAGAAACAGAUGAUAGUGAUACUUGGGAACCCCCCAGACAUGUUAAACGUAAACUUUCAAAAACAGACUGAUGUACAAUUUGGAAUUUGGGGGCCAAAAACCUAUGAAUUAGGUUUGAUGUUCUGGUGAAGAGCCAAAUGAUUUUUCAUGGCCUUCAGUUUAGCAAGCAGCUGCUCAGCAUCUUCCUUCCACCUAAGAGUACAUGGGCAAGAUGCUACCUGUGCAGGCAAGAACUGUUUGCUUUGUUGCUACAAGAGAUGAACAUCCUCAGGCCUGGCCUGGGAGCCGAGGUUACAAACCAGAUCAAGUUCAGCUCCUCCUUUUCCACACUACCAAUGGGAAGGUUCAUGUUCAUCAUACACGUGACUGCUUCUCAAUAUUUAAUUGCCUUAUGUUGUUUAAUUCCAAAAAAAAAACACAGACACUUUUAUUUUUGUUGUUGUUGCUGUAAGAGAACAUUGCCUGCUUGUGAAGGCAAAACAAAAACAUUAGAUGUCUUUUUGCAAACAUCGCUUCAUCUGAAAGGUUUCAAGGCCUGGGUUUAUUUCUUAAGGAAAGUGUGAAAACAAAAGAGAAGGGGAAAAGUGUGACAAAAGGAACCAAUGAACCUAGGGGUGAGGAUUGAUUGGUUUCAAAACAUCAAGGUGAUAUCUGCACCUUUUGCAUAUCUUUGGAGUGUUUUGGGUUUACAGAACUUGGACUGAAGUGUUCCUUGUUGAUAAUUAUGAGCUAACUGAAUGAGUCUGAUGCUAGAAGAUGCUUUUUGUUACAGUCAGUGUAAUCAGUGUAUCCCGCAUCAAUCUAAUUUAAAUGCCUGACAGACUUGAUGCAGUUAAUAGUAACACUCACUUCUACCUUGUGCAUUCUUUCCUUUGUUGGAAGUGGUAAAAGAAGUAUCUAUAUUUAAAAAAAAAAAAAGUGUAAUUUCUUGAAAUCUGACACUGAGUUUUAAGGUUAACAAAAGACAAAAACUGCCUAAAAGUUGUUCAGAGUUGCCUAGGAGUUUGUAAGAGUACACAGAUACAGAGAUGAAAAACAUCUUUUGGUACUAGUAAGAAAGGUUUUCAAGUAAGUUGUGGCAAUUACAUUGUGUUUAAUUCACAAACAUAAUGAAGUUAUAUGGCUUUUAGAUGCCUAGUAAUUACAAACACGUUAGUGUUGAAUUGUUCUUCAGUGAUAGCUCAGUUGAGUGAUGUGUGUGCAGGUUUAACUGUAAAACAUCCUAAUUAAACUCACCACUGUGCUGAUUGCUCACAGGACUGCUGGGUGAACACACCUAUUUCUGGAGGUGGUUGGAUCUACCUGAACUGAACUCCAGAAGUAGUUUAAUCUGAUAGAAAACAUUCCCAUCUUAAAUAAGUGUGUAUAAAAUCAAG
Messenger RNA from Motacilla alba alba, 5043 nucleotides. RefSeq names its product zinc fingers and homeoboxes 1 (gene ZHX1). Gene Ontology annotation, molecular function: DNA-binding transcription factor activity, RNA polymerase II-specific; DNA binding. Gene Ontology annotation, biological process: regulation of transcription by RNA polymerase II. The record is from RefSeq and is a predicted model, not a curated record. The coding region runs from base 1120 to 3738 and encodes 872 amino acids. Gene Ontology annotation, cellular component: nucleus. NCBI's taxonomy places the organism in Eukaryota, Metazoa, Chordata, Aves, Passeriformes, Motacillidae. The transcript has 2 exons.